Molecule: messenger RNA, 7677 nt
Organism: Hyla sarda
Lineage: Eukaryota; Metazoa; Chordata; Amphibia; Anura; Hylidae
Gene: ADGRB3
Product: adhesion G protein-coupled receptor B3
Exons: 32
Coding region: 2386-7017 (1543 amino acids)
Biological process (GO): neuron remodeling; cell surface receptor signaling pathway; negative regulation of angiogenesis
Cellular component (GO): postsynapse; synaptic cleft; plasma membrane
Molecular function (GO): G protein-coupled receptor activity
Source: RefSeq, a predicted model, not a curated record
UAUAGUUUAUUUGCAAUGUAACUUUUCACAUUUGUAUUCAAGCUGUGUAAUAUGUGUUCUUAAAGUGACGAAUGCGUGGUUGUUGAAUAUUUCCUAUGGGACCAAUGUCCUGCGGAGGUGAAGGCACCGGGCAAUUAUUGUCACAGUAAUUAAACAUUGCUACUGCUUUUCAAUUGAUGAUAAAGAUUUAGAGUUUGGAGGACAUAAAUAAUGUUACACUUGACAUGCAGACAUUGGAUUUGAUGCAGUGGUCUCAGUCUCAGCCAGUUUCGAGCAAACUGGAACAUGACCCUUUUCCCUCUGCAUCAAGAAGCAGCCUGUAGAAUGAAUGCUGAGUAUGCCAUGAAAGAAAUUAUUUUUAUUAUUAACCAGGUUGUGACCCUGGAUUUGAUCGAAUCCAUCCAUUACCCUCCAGCCAGGCAAUAUUGUCCAGGGAGGUGCCCAGGUCACUCUGGAGCACAGAAUAAAAAGAGGCAAAAGCAGAGCACUCAAACACUUUAUUCUCCUGUAUGUAUUAAAUGGAUGCACAGAGCAGCACUUGGUUGCAACUUUUUCCCAAUAAAUGCAUUAAGCCAUUUGCAAUUUACAAAUGGAAAGGAAGACUGUUUACAACAGGGAUCCAAUCUCUUCUUAUGAAGCAUGCUUUGACUCACAGUAUAAAAGGUAGCCAGACAUUCCCAUAUCCAUUGAGAAUAGAAAGCAGAGUAAAGGAAAACAAUCACAUCAAACGCAUGACUGCACAGAGGAUGCCAUGCAUUGUUAAGCAAGUGAAGAGAUCCCAGCACACGGGGGGUUAAGGCUGCUAUUCCAGCCAGCUUUUCUGCACAGUGCAUCAUUUCAUAGUACAAUCUCUCAGCGGUGCUCUCAACCUAAACAAAGCAAGAACAAGCAGGAUGAUAAUCGUAGCCUUACUGAGAAAAUUGCUAUUGUUUCCGAUGCAGACAAACAGUGGCGUGAAGGCCUGAUAAGUGUUUACAUCAUAGCAGUAGAGCAAUUAAUCUGCAGCAUGGAUCGCACUGACAACUCUUCAGGUUGUUGCAGUUCCUGUUGCAGUAUUAAUAUUUAUCCUUAGAGGUUCUGGGAGAGGAUGAGAUUCUUGUUUUUUACUCCAUUCUAUUCUUAUGCAUAUUUAGAUGGCAGGCUGAUUUGCAUCUCGGAGAAACAAUGAGGAAGGAAUGUUUUUUUUAAGAUUCUCUCAUCUCUAUGCAUGUAUCGUGCAUCCAUUUGGCUAACUAUUUUGAGAAUCUUUUUCUGCUCCUCCCUGAUCCAGUCUUCAGUCAUUCUGGUCACUGAUACACAUUCUGGCUGUUUGUAGCGAUCCAAAGUAUCAGUCUUCAAUAAACCGUUCCGCCAAAGGUUUUCAUUGAAUCGAGUCCCCCUUUAUAUCCACUUUAUGCUGCACUCUUUAGCUCUGGGGAAUUAAAUGGUUAAGAGCUAUGAUCUCAAUCUGUGUGCUCUCCGUGUCCCUUUCUCCCUAAGCUGCUCUUAACAGUCAACGCAGUGGAGGGAAAUGAAGGUGGAAAAACUCCCAUACUGAGAGAAUAACGUUUUUGGGACGUGCCUGGUUUGAGCAGCUCUGUGACAUGUAUUUGCAGUCCCAUACUGAAACUGACACACUCACACUGCUCCAGUGUCUGUCUCUCUCCCCCUCCCGCAUUGCUUCUCUUCUCAGCAUUCAUGAAGCUCCCUCCCUCAUCACACAAGGAUUAUUGUAGUAGCUAGCUAGCCGAUCAUCAAUACUUUGAAGGAAAUAGAAGAAAGAAGACAAAUGAUUAAAACAAGCCCCUUACUCCAUCUACAGACUCCGGCAUCAGACCAUUAAAUGAGCCUGACACACAUGCACACUCCCGCACACAUACACAUCCACAGGCUUCCAGUUCCUGUGCCUCUUAUUCCUCUCCCUCUUGUUCUCUGUAAUCUCAACAUUUAAACAGAUUUCUUCAGCAUCAGCUAAGGAUUUUUUCUACCUCAGUGGGAGGGAAAAGGCGAAAGAAUAACCAAAUCAGCAGCACCAGCCUCCUCUCUCUACUGAUCAUUACCAUCCGAUAGCUACAGUAUUCCUCAAGCCGUCUGAACGCUGGAUUGUCAUGUUGGACUUUCUUUUCCCUCACCCAGUCAUCAAAGCACCAUCAUUGCUUUACUUCUCUUAAUUCUCCACGAUUUGUAAAAGGGAUCAUUUGUAUGGCAUUGCUUUAAUACACCACCGGGAUCCAAUUGCUAUUUCUAUGGUGAUGAGGUUCAUAUUCUGAUUUAAACGUGACCAAGAUGGGAGUCAGGGAUUCCAGCAAAAAGAAGGAUUUCCUUCAUAGCUCUUGGAACGUGUGCCUGUGAUAGUGUCCUGCAGAGAUAGCCACAGAUUUGGAUUGGAAGGCCAAAUGACAUAGGAUGAAGGCUUUUCGUAAUUUGUUGAUUUAUAUAUUUUCCACCUAUCUACUGGUUAUGUUUGGAUUUAAUUCUGCCCAAGACUUCUGGUGUUCAACCUUAGUAAAAGGAGUCAUUUAUGGAUCGUAUUCGAUAGGCGAGAUGUUUCCCAAAAACUUUACCAACUGCACCUGGACGUUGGAAAACCCAGAUCCGACCAAAUAUAGCAUCUACCUGAAAUUUUCCAAAAAGGACUUCAGCUGCUCUAACUUUUCUCUUUUGGCUUACCAGUUUGAUCACUUCUCUUAUGAGAAAAUACAGGAUCUUUUGAGAAACAACAAUUCCAUAAUGCAAUUGUGCGAUACAAAGAAUGCCUUUGUUUUUCUGCACUAUGAUAAAAAUUUUAUUCAGCUACGUCGGAUAUACCCACUCGAUUACAAUGGAUUACACAAAAGGGAUGACGAAGACCAAAAAUCCUUUUUGGAGUUUCUGGUAUUGAAUAAGGUUAGCCCCAGUCAGUUUGGGUGCCACGUCCUGUGCACUUGGUUGGAGAACUGUUUGAAAUUGGAAAAUGGCAAAACGGAGCUUUGUGGAAUUAUGUAUACAAAAUGCACCUGUCCCCAGCAUCUGGGAGAAUGGGGGAUAGAUGAUCAGUCUUUGGUGUCACUAAACAAUGUUAUAUUACCCCUGAAUGAGCAGACUGAGGGCUGUCUGACACAGGAACUUCAAACUACACAGGUCUGCAACCUGUCCAAGGAAGCAAAACGCCCACCCAAAGAAGAAUUUGGAAUGAUUGGAGAUCAUACAAUUAAAAGUCAGCGACCAAGAUCUGUUCAUGAGAAAAGGGUCACCCAGGAACAAGCUGAUGCUGCUAAAUUUAUGGCACAAACUGGUGAAUCUGGUGUUGAAGAGUGGUCCCAAUGGAGUACAUGUUCAGUUACUUGUGGUCAAGGGUCGCAGGUGCGAACCAGAACUUGUGUACCACCUUACGGGACACACUGCAGCAGCCCCUUAAGAGAGACGAGGGUUUGCAAUAACACUGCCCUCUGUCCAGUGAAUGGAGUUUGGGAGGAAUGGUCACCUUGGAGUUUAUGUUCCUUUACAUGUGGAAAAGGCCAAAGAACAAGAACAAGGACCUGUACUCCUCCACAAUAUGGGGGGAGAUUGUGCGGUGGACCAGAAAUUCAGCAUAAGCCUUGCAAUAUUGCUCUUUGCCCUGUUGAUGGCCUGUGGCAGGAAUGGAGCGCUUGGAGCCAAUGCUCAGUAACAUGUUCCAAUGGCACGCAGAAAAGACAAAGAGAGUGUUCACCAGCAUCCCACGGCGGCUCGGAUUGCAAAGGACCUUAUAGUGAGACGAGAGAAUGUCACAAUCAGGAUUGUACAGCAAAUGGACAGUGGAACCAAUGGGGACCCUGGAGUGGUUGUUCCAGGUCAUGUGAUGGAGGUUGGGAGAAAAGAACACGGAGCUGCCAAGGAGUCACUAUUACUGGACAGCAAUGUGAUGGAUCAGGGGAAGAUGUCCAAAAAUGCAAUGAGCAGAGAUGUCCUGCUCCUUAUGAAAUCUGCCCUGAGGACUAUUUGAUGUCUAUGGUAUGGAAAAGAACCCCAGCUGGAGACCUGGCAUUCAAUCGAUGUCCUCUUAAUGCUACUGGCACCACUAGCAGACGCUGCUCGCUCAAUCUUCAUGGCGUAGCCUUCUGGGAACAGCCAAGCUUUGCAAGAUGCAUAUCAGCUGAAUACAGACACUUGCAGCUUUCAAUUAAAGAACAUCUUGCCAAGGGACAAAGAAUGCUGGCAGGGGAAGGAAUGUCUCAGGUGACUAAAACACUGCUUGAUUUAACUCAGAGGAAGCAUUUUUAUGCUGGGGAUCUUCUGAUCUCAGUGGAAAUCCUUAGAAAUGUCACAGACACUUUCAAGCGAGCGAGCUACAUCCCCGCAUCUGAUGGAGUGCAGAACUUCUUUCAAAUAGUUAGCAACCUCCUAGAUGAAGAGAACAAAGAAAAGUGGGAAGAUGCACAACAGAUUUACCCAGGCUCGAUAGAACUGAUGCAGGUCAUUGAAGAUUUUAUACACAUUGUCGGAAUGGGAAUGAUGGACUUUCAGAAUUCCUAUCUCACAACAGGAAAUGUAGUGGCUAGCAUCCAAAAGCUGCCGGCAUCAUCAGUGCUAACAGAUAUCACCUUCCCCAUGAGAGGCAGAAAAGGCAUGGUAGACUGGGCCAGGAACUCAGAGGACAAGGUGGUCAUACCAAAAAGCAUCUUUACGCCAAUGCCAUCUGAAUUGGAUGAAUCUACAGUAUAUGUACUUGGAGCUGUGUUCUAUAAAAACUUAGGCCUUUUUUUACCUUCAUUACGAAAUUUUACAGUGGUGAAUUCUAAGAUUAUCGUUGUCACUAUCUAUCCAGAGCCAAAAUAUGCAGAUUCCACAGUAGAAAUUGAACUCGCUCAUCUGAACAAUGUAAGUGGUACUCUGAAGCCAUACUGUGUUCUUUGGGAUGACUCAAAAUCGAACGACUCUUUGGGAACCUGGUCCACCCAAGGAUGUAAAACUGUGCUCACCGAUGCAUCCCAUACAAAAUGCUUAUGUGAUCGUCUCUCUACCUUCGCCAUUUUGGCUCAGCAACCUAGAGAAAUAAUCAUGGAAUAUUCAGGUACUCCUUCAGUCACCCUGAUAAUUGGUUGUGGUCUUUCUUGCCUGGCCUUGGUCACCCUUGCAGUUGUUUAUGCAGCACUAUGGAGAUACAUCAAAUCGGAGAGAUCAAUCAUUCUGAUCAACUUCUGUCUGUCCAUCAUCUCAUCCAACAUUCUUAUCCUUGUGGGCCAAACACAAGUACAGAAUAAGGGUAUUUGCACCAUGACCACAGCCUUCCUGCACUUUUUCUUCCUGGCAUCGUUCUGUUGGGUUUUGACAGAAGCUUGGCAAUCCUAUAUGGCCGUCACUGGGAAAAUUAGAACAAGAGUUAUUAGGAAACGGUUUCUGUGCCUCGGUUGGGGGUUACCAGCAUUAGUUGUGGCUAUAUCAAUGGGCUUUACCAAAGCAAAGGGAUAUGGCACACCACACUACUGCUGGCUGUCACUUGAAGGAGGUCUUCUAUAUGCCUUUGUAGGACCUGCUGCUGCUGUUGUCUUGGUAAACAUGGUAAUUGGAAUUUUGGUCUUUAAUAAACUUGUUUCCAGAGAUGGUAUCCUUGAUAAAAAGCUCAAACACAGAGCAGGUCAGAUGAGUGAGCCUCAUAGCGGUUUGACGCUCAAAUGUGCCAAGUGUGGAGUAGUUUCAACAACAGCUUUGUCAGCCACCACCGCCAGUAAUGCCAUGGCAUCCCUUUGGAGUUCUUGUGUUGUCCUCCCACUCCUGGCUUUGACGUGGAUGUCCGCUGUUCUAGCAAUGACAGAUAAGAGAUCGAUAUUGUUUCAGAUACUCUUUGCAGUAUUUGACUCAUUACAAGGAUUUGUCAUUGUCAUGGUUCACUGCAUUUUACGGAGAGAGGUCCAAGAUGCUUUCAGAUGUCGACUAAGAAACUGCCAAGAUCCAAUAAAUGCAGAUUCAUCAAGUUCCUUUCCCAAUGGACAUGCACAAAUCAUGCUCAGCUUUAAUGAAGAAAAAGGGCCGGUCUGCAAUACCACACAUAACCUGUGGUCAAAGACAGACUUUGAAAAAGACGUGGACAUUGCUUGUCGGUCAGUUUUACACAAGGACAUCGGUCCCUGCAGAGCUGCUACAAUAACAGGCACCCUCUCCAGGAUUUCGCUGAAUGAUGAGGAAGAGGAAAAGCCAAUAAACCCAGAAGGAAUGAGCUACUCUACCUUGCCAGGAAACAUCAUUUCUAAAGUUAUUAUUCAACAACCAUCUGCUUUGCACAUGCCCAUGAGUAUGGGAGAGAUGGCUGAUCAGUGUCUGAAAAAAGAGAAUAGUGAAUUAAGACGAACUGUGUACUUAUGCACAGAUGACAACCUCAGAGCAGGAGACAUCGAUAUGGUCCAUCCCCAGGAGCGGAUGAUGGAGAGUGACUAUAUUGUAAUGCCAAGAGGCUCUGGGAACAUGCAGUCACAAAUGAAAGAUGAAAAUAAAAUGAACAUAGCUAUGGAUACAUUGCCUCAUGAGAGGCUAUUACACUACAAAGUCAGUCCUGAAUUUAGCAUGAAUCCAGCUGUAAUGGAACAAUUUGGUAUAAAUUUAGAUCAGCAUCUUGUGUCUCAAGAACACAUGCAGAGCCUUCCUUUUGAACCUCGCACAGCAGUAAAGAACUUCAUAGCCUCAGAGAUGGAUGACAGUGCAGGAUUAUCAAGGAGUGAAACAGGUUCUACAAUAUCUAUGAGCUCCCUAGAGAGAAGAAAAUCUCGGUAUUCUGACCUUGACUUUGAAAAGGUCAUGCAUACUAGAAAGAGACAUAUGGAGCUAUUUCAGGAAUUAAACCAGAAAUUCCAAACUCUGGACAGAUUUCGGGAUAUACCAAAUACUGGAAGUAUGGAUAACCCAGCAGUAAACAAGAAUCCAUGGGACAGUUUCAAAAGUCCAAGUGAAUAUCAACACUAUACAACAAUAAAUGUACUAGAUUCAGAAGCAAAAGAUUCUUUAGAACUUAGACCCUCGGAAUGGGAGAAGUGUCUAAAUUUGCCUUUAGAUGUACAGGAAGGCGACUUUCAAACAGAGGUUUAAUAUUACUAUAAAAAAAAAGACUGAAAGAAGAAAACAAGUCAUUUGCACUGACAAAAAAAAAAAACUUUAGAAGCCUGGCACUUGGACUUUUGUGACUAAUUCAUGUCAGGAACUUCAUGUGCCAAAUGUCAGUGUUCUUUAUUUUUAUUUUAUUUUUUCGUUUUAUUUUAUUUUUUUCUUUUCAAUUUCUUGUCUACUCUCGCUAGAAAAUCUAGUGCAGAACCAGGUGUACAAAUCUUACCAUCAUGUGUUGUAAGUACCCGUGGAAUGGAUUUGUAAGGUAAUCUUUAUAGAUCAACCUCAAACAACAAUUCAUGUUGUAACAGCUUCAUUUGGUUUAGUUUUCAAAAAACUUCACCAUGAAGCACAAUGUAUAUAUGCAGUUUUUAAAAUUUAUAACAGUCUGUUUGGCCAUUACUACACUUUUUACUUUAUAAUAUAAAAAAAAAGCAAAAUUUUUGUCAUUAAAUGAAUGUUUGUUGAGCUAUGUUCUUCAUUGCUUUAAAUGCAAUAAAGUAAUAAUCUCACUUUUAUAUGAAUAAUAUAUUUCACAUCUUUAUUAUUGCAGUUUUAUCUUGGAAGCUCAUGGUGGCUUUCCCUGCUGCAGCUCUGUAUAAAAUAUUUAAAAUGUUGUAUGGUGUAAAUAAACUUUUGUCUACA